AUGUCACAUCUCUUCAACAUCGGAUCAUGGUGCCGUCGCACCUCUCGGACUUCGGCCCGUCAGGGGCAGCAGAAACAUGAAGCUUUGGGACUUCCGGGACAUGAGCUCGCAGCCCAAGGUGGCGAGAACCAACGGCCCGAACGGGAAGAUGGCAAAGUCGAACUCACGGAAGACGACGCCGCGAGCCAGCUUGGCUACGCCUUUCCUAAGUGGAAGAAAGUGAUGAUCCUUAUCACCAUCCUGUGCAUCCAGAUUUCGAUUAACUCGAAUGCCUCGAUGUACGGGUGGGCCAUGGAAGGCAUCGCGGACAGAUACGACAUUUCGCAGACAAAAUCGCGUCUGGGGCAGUCGAUGUUCCUGAUUGCUUAUGCCUUCGGUUGCGAGUUGUGGGCUCCCUGGUCCGAGGAGAUUGGAAGAUGGCCGACCCAGCAGCUCUCGCUCUUCCUGGUCAACAUGUGGCAGAUUCUCUGCGCCCUCAGCCCAACCUUCGGCGGUGUCCUGACGGGCCGCAUCCUUGGCGGCCUGAGCACGGCUGGAGGAUCCGUCACCCUCGGUGUCAUCGCGGACAUAUACCACCCGGAAGACAGCGGAUUCCAAUACGCGGUGGCGUUCGUCGUGCUGAGCAGCGUCGGUGGCGCGCCUCUUGGUGCCAUGAUCGGGGGCUUCGUUUUCGACCUACACGAGGACGACCCCUCGUGGAUCUUCUGGGUGUUGCUCAUCAUGGGUGGGGUGGUGCAGAUUGCACAUUUCUUCCUAGUGCCGGAGACGAGAGCGACGGUCAUUCUUGACCACGAGGCGCGGCGGCGGAGGAAGUCGGGCAAGGACCCCAACGUGUAUGGGCCGAAUGAGCUCAAGGAACAUCGGUUUAGUUUCCGAGAGAUCCUACGCAUUUGGUGGAGGCCGUUCGAAAUGUUGUUGACGGAGCCCAUUGUCCUCUGGCUUUCCUUGCUCAGUGGAUUUAGUGACUCCCUGAUCUUCACAUUUAUGGAGGCCUUCGGUCCCAUAUUCGACCAGUGGGGGUUCGAGCCCUGGCAGAGAGGACUCUGCUUCCUCUCGUCGUUGGUCGGUUAUUUCAUCGCGUACCUCUGCUACCUUCCUGUGAUCUGGCAUCACAACAAGAAGCGCGCACAUGAUCCUGAUUCGAUGUCUCCGGAAUCACGGCUGUGGUUCCUCCUCUUCCUGGCUCCUGGACUGUUCCUCGGACUGCUCGGGUUCGCCUUCACGUCGCUCGGCCCGCCAAACACCCCCUGGAUCGCCCCUCUGCUCUUCAACGGGCUCGUUGGCAUGUCCAACUACGCCAUCUACAAGUCAACUAUUGACUACAUGAUGGCGGCAUACGGACCGUAUGCGGCGUCAGCUACAGGAGGGAACGACUUCGCACGGGACUUGCUCGCAGGUAUCGCUGGUCUCUACGCCCACCCAUUCUAUCGAAACAUCGACACGUAUCCGAGGUGGACGCUCAGCUUGCCGACCAUCAUCCUGGCUGCCAUCGCGAUCCCGGUCACCAUUCCGAUCUACAUCUUCUACCACAAGGGACCGAAUCUGCGGUUGGAAAGCAAGUUCGCGGAGGAGCUAGAGAAGGCGAGGCGGCUCAGGCUGUCGAAGAAGGGCGAGCGAGAGCCAACUGAGGGCAAGAGGGGCGCCGAGCAGGCGUAG
Messenger RNA from Eremomyces bilateralis CBS 781.70, 1656 nucleotides. Its product is annotated as MFS general substrate transporter. The record is from RefSeq and is a predicted model, not a curated record. Lineage: Eukaryota; Fungi; Ascomycota; Dothideomycetes; Eremomycetales; Eremomycetaceae. Gene Ontology annotation, biological process: transmembrane transport. Gene Ontology annotation, molecular function: transmembrane transporter activity. The transcript is spliced from 3 exons. The coding region runs from base 1 to 1656 and encodes 551 amino acids.